UGGGCUCAGGGCAGGAUCUGGCCCCAUUCACGCCAUCCCAUCCCAUCCCGAACAUUAAGGGUACGAGCAGGUGGCUUCUGAAAUCCGCGUCUCUCGACCUCCACCCCGAGGUCACCGGAGAGACAGUCUCUCUCCUCGGAGGCCCCUCCCAACCUCACCCAUAUUCACCCCCUGCGCCCUCCUCCCUUUCCUCCCUCAGAACCCGAGCUCAGGGAAGACUGACAGCUCCUGACCCUGUAAGCUUUAAGCGAAGGCAUGAAACUUCCAGGGUGGUGUCAGAAGCACAACGGAGCCAGUGCAGAAGGAAUUGGAGGAUAUUAAAAUGUCUGACGAUGCUGGUGACCCUUCAGCCACUGGAGACAAAGCAGAAAUUGCCAAGAUGCCCAAGAAUGAGUUUGUGCCCGAAGACACAGAAGCACACUGUGAUUCAGCUAUGAUUUCAGAUGAGCCGACAACAGCUGAUGGCAGAGAAGAUGGGCAUGAAAAUGCCACUGUUCAGGGUGCAGAGACUACUGACACUGGGCAGCAUGAGCAGCCCCAACACACCAGUGCCAUGGAGCUCCCCCUCAAUGGAGAAGUGACUGAGGAUGCACUUGUUGAAUGCAUUGACUCUGUCAGCUUUGAGGCAGAACUUGGAUCUGAAAUACCCCUGAAAGACCAGAGUAAUCCGACUGUGGAUUCACCUUCACCUGGAGGGGGAUGGGCAGGCUGGGGCUCCUGGGGCAAAUCUCUGCUCUCAUCAGCAUCUGCUACAGUCGGUCACGGAUUGACAGCAGUCAAGGAAAAAGCAGGGGCCACCCUGCGGAUUCAUAGCGGAAACUCCAGCUCUUCCGAAGGGGCCCAAUCUGAUGCUGGAAGUGGAGGCCCUCGGACAGAUGUGGCCGCAGAUCAGAGCCCUGCAGAAAGCCCACCCGCUUCUGCCUCCGGGUCUCGGGGUGUGCUGUCAACCAUCACCAACGUGGUUCAAAACACAGGUAAAAGUGUCUUAACGGGCGGUCUUGACGCUUUGGAAUUUAUCGGUAAGAAAACCAUGAAUGUCCUUGCGGAGAGUGACCCAGGCUUUAAGCGGACCAAGACACUCAUGGAGAGAACCGUUUCCUUAUCACAGAUGUUAAGGGAAGCCAAAGAGAAAGAGAAACAGAGACUGGCCCAGCAGCUCACGGCUGAGAGGACUGCACACUAUGGGAUGCUGUUUGAUGAGUAUCAAGGUUUGUCACACCUGGAAGCCCUGGAAAUUCUAUCCAAUGAAAGUGAAAGCAAGGUUCAGUCAUUUUUAGCAUCACUCGAUGGAGAGAAGCUGGAACUCUUAAAAACUGACCUAAUUUCCAUUAAAGACAUCUUUGCAGCCAAAGAAUUAGAGAAUGAAGACACUCAAGAACAAGCCUUAGAAGAAAAGGGAGAAGAAUUUGCUAGCAGGCUCACAGAACUUCUCUUUGAAUUACAUGUUGCAGCCACACCUGACAAACUCAAUAAGGCCAUGAAGAAGGCUCAUGACUGGGUGGAAGAAAAUCAAGCUACAGUGUCAGUAGAUAUGAUGGAAGAGUCGGAGGAGAACACUAAAGAGGAAGAAAAGGAAGAGAGACCAGAAAAUCCCAAAGAAGAUAAAAAAGAAGAAACGAAAACUAAGACAGUUGAGGAAGUAUAUAUGCUAUCCAUCGAAAGUCUGGCAGAAGUAACAGCACGCUGUAUCGAGCAGCUUCAUAAAGUAGCAGAAUUGAUUCUUCACGGACAAGAAGAGGAAAAACCAGCGCAGGACCAAGCAAGAGUGCUGAUAAAAUUAACUACUGCGAUGUGUAAAGAAGUGGCCUCCUUAUCAAAGAAGUUUAUGAAUUCUUUAACCACUGUUGGGAGCAACAAGAAGGCUGAGGUCCUUAACCCCAUGAUCAACAGUGUAUUGUUAGAGGGCUGCAACAGCACCACGUACAUACAGGACGCCUUCCAGCUGCUGCUGCCUGUCCUGCAGGUGUCACACAUCCAGACCAGUUGUUCAGAAGCACAGCCGUAACCUGGCCUAGACUCCGUCUAGUUAAAAAAGCAGGCAGGUCACAGUGCUUUGAUACAUACCAUUUCAGGGGAUGUUUUCGACACCUCUGGCCCCACACGCCCCAUUGAGGACUCUACACGCAAUUUUUGCACGGACAGUAUGAAGAAUGCAAUAGAGGGAAUAUCAUUUCUCUUAAUGUAUAUGGCGGUUUUCACAAAUAAUUGUGUUUUCUUUAUAUUAAUUUAAAUGUACAUGGCUUUAUCUUAAUAAUUUCCUUUGAUUUGGAGUUCGGUCGCCAGUAUUCAUUUCCAUUUUCCUGGUCAAGCAUGCUAUGUUUUGAAAUUCGUGAGCAGAUCUUAGACUUUUUUUUUAAUCCUUUAAAUACCCGCCUCUCAAUUUCCCAUUCUGAUAGUAUUAUUUUAAAUCAAUUAUACUGAACCUAGUUUUGUCACAUAAAUAUCAUAGGCAAAGAUAACACUACUUAUAGAUAUUACCUAUUAUGGUAAAAGAAAAACAGUAAGUAUCUCUUUAUAGUAACUCAUUCUGAAAACAAGCUUUCUUUGAGCUCCUACUGUGUGCUCAUAAUAGAGGAUCAUGAUCUCAACCCAGUAGAGACAAACACUGUAAGUAUCUCUACACCGAACCUGGGGCUCAGACUUACAACUCUGAGAUCAAGAGUUGCAUGCUCUACAGACUGAGCCAGCCAGGGACCUCUAGAUAGAUGCUCUAAAAGAGGGUUUUUAAUAAUUCUUAAAAUGCUUAAAAAUACUAAUGUAUAUUCUAAACCUUAAAAAAAUUUGAAGAACAAAGUAAACUAGUGGUUUUUUUUUUUAAUGUUCUUUCAGCGUAUUAUUGAAUUUUUCCACAUUGCCUUGACUUUUUGAUCCCAAACUUUAGAUUUGGGGUGAAAAUAUAUCUGAAAAAAGGGGUACUAAAGAGUAUUCCAUUUAAACUUGACUUUUUAUGAGCAUAAGUGCAUGAUAGCAUAAUUACAAAGCUUGGAAAUAUCCAAAUAGAAAAUUAAAGAGAUUUCAACACAGGAGACCCUUAGACUGCAUUUUUUAAAUCUGAGGCAAGAUAUUCUAUAAAUACACAGAUCACACUCACCAAUGGUAAAUACCAUCAUUGUUUCUAAAGGGCAGAAAAUACCAAUGCAUGGACUGACUGACUGGUGUAUUGAUCCAUGAAAGGCUGCCCAGAAGACCCUGCAGCCAGGGGAGGCAUUGACUGUCAGUGGCCACUUCUCCUGAGCUCCCUAAGUUCAUUGCCAGUGGGGGUUCAUAUACUCCUCCUAUUUCAGAGCCCCAUCAGCAACCCUACAGGAAUCAAUCAUCACAAGAUGUUUUGCUCCAUGGCUCUCUCCAAGGCAGAGGAAGCUUGUACUCUUAGAAGGGUAAAAAUCCUUCAUUCACAUUUGCUUUAAUUCUCCUGAUGGAGUGGACAGCCUUUUUCCCAUAUAGGCAAGGUGGGACUAUUUUAAUAUUUUCCUGUGUCUUAUUAGCAUUUUAUUUGUCUGCAUUUGUUUGUGUAUCUCCUGAACCAGCCAAAUAGAAAACAUAAAAACAAUUAUUUACAAUUUGGAAAAGAAUUCUCUGAGGAAUCAAUUAAAGAUUCUUUCUUCCCCCCUCUUGCUUCCUGAUUGCCUGAAAUGUUUCUGAUAGUAAGUCGAGAGAACAAUUAACUAAUGAAAAUGUUGAUUUUACCUCUGUAAAUUUUGGACGUAACGUGUAUAGAGCAGACGAAAGAACUUACUUAGAUUUACAGUUUCUUCACAUGAGAUUUUUUAGCAUCAGACGAAUUUAUAGAUGUUAACUGGAAAUGUAAUAGGACCAAGUAGUUUCAAAGGAGCUAGAAUCCCAAAAAUAGACUUUAAGCCCAACUGCACCCAUUUAGUUUAUAGCAACAUUUUAAAUCACAAAAUGAAACAGUAAUCUGCAGAAUAAAAGAGAUAAUUAUCCUUUAAAAACGUAGUUGACAUUAUUUACAUUGCACUUACAUAUCUUUCAAUGAUAGAAUAUCAAAGGUUGCCAGGUAGAAACAUAGGCUGAGAGCUGAUUCCAGGGGCCUUCCUCAAUGGUCUAUGAAUUACAUUAUUUAAGAGAGAAUAAUCACUUAAAAUAUAUCCACCCUCCAGGACUGCUCUUUCAAGAAUGCUGUUUCUCAUCAUCACUUUUAAAUAAUUGCUUCUUUGCUUUGCUUUAAAACCUAGCAAAGUGCGGGAUCCAGGUCUGGGCAAACGUCAAUCAGUUUCUGAAUGAAUGAUUUAGCAGGCUUACUUGGGAUGUUUUGUAUCCCUUCAAUAAUCCUUUACAUAAAUUGGGUUCAUUUCACUCUAUGCAAUUACCCUGAACAAAUGUACCAGUUUUUUCUCUUACAUCAAGUGCAAAAUAAGUUCUAGUCUAAAUAAUGAAUGUAGUCCUAUGCCUGUGCCUUAUUAAAUAUAAAAACAUCAAAAGCAUAUUUCCAAUUCAAAGCAAAAUGCAUCCAAGAAAAAUUGCUUUGGGGUAUUGAUACAUACAGCUCUAAAGGGUAAAAUUGAGUCCCAAAUCUUAAAGCAGAGGCCUAGGCUUAAAUAUUCUAUCCCACCGAGAACAGAAUUCCAUCUUCUCUCUGGGUCUCACACUGGGCUGCACAUCAAGCUCAUGAUUAAAUGAAUAGUGGGAUGAGCUGAGGUGGUGGCAGGAGUGGGGGUGGGGGUGCAGGAUGCAGGAGCCUCAGCAACACCAGCUAAGGAGCCAUGGACCUCUGGCAGCAGGGCUCCAAGGGGCUGGAGAAGCGCUGGCCUCGGGUGGGCUAAAGGAAAGUGCUAACUAUAGGGUGGAAGUCUGAACACAGAAAUGAGAGCAUUUCCUGUGCUUUGUAGAAAUCAGCUGACCCAGGAGCUCACCUGUCUGGAAAGUCACCUUCUGCGUAGACUGGCCAUGCUGCACUUAAAUCAGAAAUGAAAGCAGGCAGAUUUCAAUCAAAGCCAUCCCAGAGGUCUAGGAAUAAUGGCUUAGAGAAGUAAUUUAGCAAAAAAGUAAAAUAAACAGAUUUCUCUCCUUAAAAAAUAUACAUAUAUAGAGAGAAAGAUGAUAGAUAGACAGACAGAUGAUAAAGUAUAUGCUGAACAGAUGGUGAGGAUCAUAAUACAUGUUUUCAAUCCAUGUUUCAUUUUAUAAGAGCAGUUAUUCUUCUGCAUCAAGCUAAUUUUUGUAAUGUAAAAAUUGCCCUUUGAUCUUCCUCUGAAGCAUGCCCCACAUUCUGAAAACUCAGAUCCAGGCUUCAACUCGGUUUCUUAAAUUAUUGUGUUUGUGAAGACACAUCAGAAGAGAUCAUACCGAAAAUCCGUUUUAGAGCUGCAGCUUUUCCUUGUUUUUACAGUUGAUUAGAAUUCAAAAAGCUAGAGGAGUGGGUUCAGACCAGCCACCCUUCUUUCACAUUAAAGAAGAAAAAAUCAUGUGGCUCACCAUGUGUUUUAUUUUUCUAGAUCUCUUAUGACUUAUUCGGGUUGGUUCUCAUUUUCUGUAUGUUCACCCAUAAUAGAUGCUCUGCUGCAAUAUCCACUAUUAAACAAAUGUGAGGAAAGAUGUCA
Canis lupus familiaris (dog) is the source of this 5558-nucleotide messenger RNA. RefSeq names its product family with sequence similarity 114 member A1 (gene FAM114A1). NCBI's taxonomy places the organism in Eukaryota, Metazoa, Chordata, Mammalia, Carnivora, Canidae. Bases 323 to 2005 code for a protein of 560 amino acids. The transcript has 14 exons. The record is from RefSeq and is a predicted model, not a curated record.